Molecule: messenger RNA, 3046 nt
Organism: Lycium barbarum (goji berry)
Lineage: Eukaryota; Viridiplantae; Streptophyta; Magnoliopsida; Solanales; Solanaceae
Product: galactinol--sucrose galactosyltransferase-like
Molecular function (GO): galactinol-sucrose galactosyltransferase activity
Source: RefSeq, a predicted model, not a curated record
GUCGAGAAGUUAUGCGAAAAAAAUGCAAUACUAACAAUUCUGGAAAAAUAUAAAAUAACAAUAUUUGAAACCGAAAAACAGUUCACUGUAGAAUAUUCGGCUCAUAAUUUCCUUUAACCAACCGUGGCCAACCAUAACCAGUGGUCAACUUUUUUUAAAGACUUUUUUCACUCCUACACACACUUCUGGAAUGGGAGUGGGUGAGAGAAAUCAUCUAUAUAUAGAGUUCUGUAUAGAAGCAUUGAUCGUCACUUGUAACAAUUAAUUAACAAACUCUCAAAUUAACCUUCGUCCUCCUCUUCAACUCCUAUAGUAACCACUCCAUUUCUAGACACUUCUUAAAUACCUUUGUUUCUCUGUUUCCAUGGCUCCAAGCUUGAACAAGAAUGCUUCACAAGUAAUGGCCAGCAGGGGCGGACCCAUGUGUAAAGUUUGGGUGCUCCGGCACCCAUUAAACUUAAUCACGGAGUGUAUAAUUGUAUAGAAAAUAUAAAGGAAACAGAUAUAAAUAGUUAAUAGAGCACCCCCGAACUCAAAAUUCCUGAGUCCAGCACCCCCGAACUCAAAAUCCUGGGUCCGCCUCUGAUGGCCAGGCUAAUAGAUGAUAACACAAAGCCUUUGUCCAUCACCCUUGAAGGCACUGAGUUUUUAGCCAAUGGUCAUCCUAUACUUACUCAUGUCCCUGCUAAAAUCAUUGCCACUCCAUCACCAUUCAUCUCCAAAGAUUUUACAAUCGGCUGCUUCGUCGGAUUUGACUCCGACGGGGCCAGAAGCUGCCACGUGGUCCCUAUAGGCAAGCUCAAGAACAUAAGGUUCAUGAGCAUAUUCAGGUUCAAAGUAUGGUGGACCACACACUGGGUGGGCCAAAAUGGCAGAGACAUUCAACACGAGACACAAAUGAUAAUACUAGACAAAUGAAACGGCCGUCCUUAUGUUUUGCUACUUCCAAUUCUAGAAGGUUCCUUUAGAGCCUCAUUCCAACCUGGACAGGAUGAUAAUUUGGACAUUUGCGUGGAAAGUGGAUCAAGUAAAGCUCGUGAAUCCAGGUUUCGGACUUGCAUUUAUAUGCACGUAGGUGAGGAGCCGUACGAAAUGGUGAAAAAUGCUAUGAAGAUUACUAGAUUACAUUUAGGGACUUUUAAGUUGUUAGAAGAAAAAUCUCCUCCAGGUAUAGUUGAUAAAUUUGGUUGGUGCACUUGGGAUGCUUUUUACCUUAAGGUAAAUCCAAAAGGGGUAGGGGAAGGGGUUAAGGGCCUAGUAGAGAGUGGGUGCCUUCCAGGAUUAGUCCUAAUUGAUGAUGGGUGGCAAUCAAUUUGCCACGAUGACGAUGAUCCAAUAACUGAUCAAGAAGGGAUGAACAGGACUGCUGCUGGUGAACAGAUGCCAUGUAGGUUAAUAAAAUUUGAAGAGAAUUACAAAUUUAGGGACUAUGAGAGUCAUAAGGGAAAGGGGAUGAGGGCAUUUAUUGAGGACCUAAAAGAGUUUAAGAGUGUAGAACAUGUAUAUGUGUGGCAUGCACUGUGUGGGUACUGGGGCGGGAUUAGGCCUAAUGUGCCAAACAUGCCAGAUAGUAGGGUCAUUAGUCCUAAGCUAUCACAGGGUUUGCAGAUGACUAUGGAGGAUUUGGCUGUGGACAAGAUUGUGAACAAUGGAGUUGGAUUGGUCCCACCAGAGAAGGUGCACCAACUGUACGAAGGGUUGCACUCGCAUCUUGAAUCAGCUGGGAUUGAUGGAGUCAAGGUGGAUGUUAUUCACUUGCUGGAGAUGUUAUCAGAGGAUUACGGAGGACGAGUGGAACUCGCUAAAUCAUACUACAAUGCCUUAAACGCUUCAAUAAGGAAACAUUUUAAAGGGAAUGGUGUGAUUGCUAGCAUGGAACAUUGCAAUGACUUUAUGUACCUUGGGACAGAGACUAUUUCUCUAGGACGCGUAGGAGAUGAUUUUUGGUGCACUGAUCCAUCUGGUGAUUAUAAUGGGACAUUUUGGUUGCAAGGAUGUCACAUGGUACAUUGUGCUUACAACAGUCUCUGGAUGGGAAAUUUCAUCCAGCCUGAUUGGGACAUGUUCCAAUCUACUCACCCUUGUGCUGAGUUUCAUGCCGCCUCUCGAGCCAUCUCAGGAGGACCUGUAUAUGUAAGCGACUCAGUGGGCAAACACAACUUCCAAUUGCUGAAAACAUUGGUCUUGCCCGAUGGUUCCAGUCUCCGUUGUCAACAUUAGGCACUGCCAACUAGAGAUUGCCUGUUUGAAGACCCUUUACACGAUGGCAAAACUAUGCUUAAAAUUUGGAACCUUAAUAAAUUUAGCGGAGUUCUUGGAGCAUUUAAUUGUCAAGGAGGAGGAUGGUGCCCUGUUUUAAGGAAAAACAAAAGCACGAGUGAGUAUUCAGUGGCAGUGACAUGUUUGGUUAGUCCAAAAGAUGUUGAAUGGAGCAAUGGAAGAAAUCCAAUUUCUGUGGAAGGAGUGAACAUUUUCGCGGUGUACAUGUAUUGCCAGAAGAAGCUAAAGCUCUUGAAGUUGUCUGAUAAUGUGGAGAUUACUCUUCAGCCAUUCGACUAUGAGCUGCUAACGGUAAGCCCUGUAGCAGUGUUGUUGGAAAAAUCAGCACAGUUUGCGCCAAUUGGAUUGCUGAACAUGCUCAAUUCUGGUGGUGCAAUUGACUCUCUUGUGUACAAUGACGAUGAUAAUGGUGAAAGUUCAGUACGAAUAGGAGUGAAAGGGAGUGGUGAGAUGAGGGUGUUCGCAUCUGAGAAGCCGUUAUGUUGUAUGAUUAACGGAGUCUCUGUUGAUUUUAGUUACGAAGAUCAUAUGGUCGUGGUUCAAGUUCCAUGGUUUAAUUCUUCAAGAUUGGCUGAAAUUAAGUAUGUGUUCUGAGCUCUGAUUUCUGAAUUACACAUUCCUGCCCCUUGUUGUAAUUUUACUAAAAUUUUGAAGAUCUUUAAGUGUAAAUUACGAGUUUAAAUCAUAUUGUAAUGCUCCAUUAUGCUUCCGUUUACUUUUCCAUCCUUCAUUUCUCCUGCUGAAAGCUUCAACCGUGGUAACAUCA